CGCAAACCGUAAGUGACGCAGAGGGUUCAAAACACGUUAUAAACGUAACCGGCUUUUUCUGAGCUUCAUCUUCACCACACCAAGUUGCAGCCGUCCAGAAAGAACUACUGUCAUCCCCCGGGUUGCUAUAGAAACAGUUGUCUUUAAUUUGUCCAUGGUUUCACUCUCUUCAGGAUCUGUUAGUGGCUGAUGAAGGUAGUUAGCACCGCUAGCAUAGCUGGUGAACUUUCAUCAUCAUCUCUGCUCAGUGACUGAGGUUCAACUUUAACCAGCUUGCGGGAGGCACCUCGGUAGGAAAAGCUGACUCAGACUCGGGCGCUGGAGCUUAACUUCAAAAUAAAUGUACAUAAAUAUAUUGUUUUCUCAUAGCAGUGUGCUAGCCGUUAAAACCGUUCCAGUUGGAACAGCCAGGCUCACUUCCUUGUGCCGUGUUCGAGGUCAUUCUGUAGCCCCAUCUAAAGCAGCUGUUUCCGGGAUACAAAACAUGAAGAGCCUCCCGUACUUCUGCCGAGGAGAGGUCGUUCAAGGAUUUGGAAGAGGAAGCAAAGAACUCGGAAUUCCCACGGCCAACUUCCCGGAUUCGGUGGUGGACAAUCUUCCAGCAGACAUCAGCACAGGAAUCUAUUAUGGCUGGGCAUGUAUCGGGAAUGGUGACGUUCACAAAAUGGUGAUGAGCAUCGGCUGGAACCCGUAUUACAAAAACACAAAGAAGUCCAUGGAGACGCACAUCAUUCACAAAUUCAAAGAAGACUUUUAUGGACAGACUCUGAGUGUCGUUCUGGUGAGCUACAUCCGCUCAGAGAAGAGCUUUCCCUCACUCGAGGAUCUCAUAGCGGCCAUCAACAGUGACAUCGAGGAGGCCAAGGUUCAGCUGGAGCUCCCGGAGCACAGCAACUGAAAGAAGACAACUUCUUCACCAGCACGACCAACUCGUCUCCGGUCUCUUCCUCGUCCGCUGCAUCCACGUCUCAGAGCAUCAUCAAUGGUCACUGAUGGCUG
This is a messenger RNA of Xiphophorus couchianus (Monterrey platyfish), 999 nucleotides long. Its product is annotated as riboflavin kinase-like. NCBI's taxonomy places the organism in Eukaryota, Metazoa, Chordata, Actinopteri, Cyprinodontiformes, Poeciliidae. Gene Ontology annotation, cellular component: mitochondrion. The transcript has 4 exons. Bases 341 to 898 code for a protein of 185 amino acids. The record is from RefSeq and is a predicted model, not a curated record. Gene Ontology annotation, molecular function: riboflavin kinase activity. Gene Ontology annotation, biological process: riboflavin biosynthetic process; FMN biosynthetic process.